Entamoeba invadens IP1 is the source of this 1218-nucleotide messenger RNA. Its product is annotated as glucosidase II beta subunit, putative. Lineage: Eukaryota; Evosea; Mastigamoebida; Endamoebidae. Gene Ontology annotation, biological process: N-glycan processing. Gene Ontology annotation, molecular function: protein binding. The coding region runs from base 1 to 1218 and encodes 405 amino acids. The transcript has 2 exons. Gene Ontology annotation, cellular component: glucosidase II complex. The record is from RefSeq and is a predicted model, not a curated record.
AUGAUAGUUGUCUUUGUAUGUGUAAUCACAUUGUCGCAGAGUUUUAAGUGCGAGACGAUUGAUCUUACGAUUCCGGAUUCUUACGUCAAUGACUAUUAUUGUGACUGUCCUGAUGGGAGUGAUGAACGACAAACUGGAUUCUGCCCGGGCACUAUCUUUAAGUGCGAGAACGUCGGAUCGACAUCAAAGGAGAUUGACUCUCGUUUUGUUGGUGAUGGGAUAUGUGACUGCUGUGAUGGAUCUGACGAGGCACAAGGUGUUUGUGCGAACAGAUGCAAAGAAGAGACCCAAGGACACAUAGAUGAAGUGGAUAAGGAGAUUAAGACUAUAGAGUCGUUCAUACAAUUUAAUAGGAACUACCAGAGUGAAGGCAAAAAGACGAGAGAACACCUUCAGCAGACUCUUAAUGACAAGAAGACUGAAAUUGAAAGGAUGAAGGAAGAGAAGGUCGUCGAGACGUUGGACGAGGAAAUUAACAAGAUCAAAGAGGACAUCGAACAUGCGAAGACGCAGCACGAGGAACGGUUGGACCAAUUGGAAGACGAAUACAAAGACGUGUUAGAGAAAAACAACACACAGAACAAAACAGAAGACGUGAAAGAGGAAAUCGAACACAGUGGAGAUCAGUUGGAGACAAACAAGACGACCGAGAAAGAAAAGACUGAAGAGGAACUUCGACUCGAGGAGUAUCAUAGUAAAGUCGACGAAGAAAAGAAGACCUUUGAAGAAGACAAAAGAACCAAAGAGAAAGAAAAGAUGGAGAAAGAGAAGAAGCAGCGUGACAGGAAAUCGGAAAUCGAAAAGGCAGAGAAGACUCUUUGGGAGGUGGAACAAAAACAAAAGGCUAAAGUCCCGCUGAACUACUGCGACGAUUUCUUCUUCAUGAAUGAACUCACAAACAAUAGAUAUAAACUCUACUACGGAUUUAAUGUCACACAGAAUGGGAACAUCAAUAUCGGAAGCUAUGACAGAACAACAGAAGAAGGAGACGUGUAUAUCAAUGGGGAUAUCUGCAAAGUUGGAACCCUUGAAAUCAUUCGAAGUGCGACUGUGAGCAAAAGGUGUGGAGCGAAGCCUGAGAUUAUUAGCGCUGAGGAGCCUGAGACUUGCAAAUACAAAAUAGUGAUUAAUACGCCGUGUGCAUGCACAGAAGAGUCUUUGACAGAUUUGGUAUCAAAGAAGAGCAAACUUGAAGCCGUUCGAGAUCGCAAGAUAUAA